AUGAGACACAAUUUAGAAGGCGAGCCAGCAUAAGUGCAAAAUGUGGAGUAAAGUUAUCCCCACAGUUUUGUGUGUUUUCUGUUUCCUGGCAGUAAUUCGGAGCCAAGUACUCAAACCAGUCGAUUUGGCCGAUUAUUACGAUUGCUGGACAUAUGCUGAGUGCUUUACAGAUUCGUCUGCACACCAAGGUAUUAUGGAUUGCUUCAAUUCCAUUGGCAAGGAUGUUGAGCCAAUGUUCAAGUUCGUUAAUGAAACUUUCUACACCUACCAUACUGAUAGCAUAGCAGAAGCAAUGGAAGAAUAUUGUGAUCUGUGUGGAGAUGCAAAAUAUUACGCAUAUGAAGAGACCCUCAAUGGUAUUUUCUACUAUCAGAAUAAAGCGUGCAGGGCACGGCUGAGGCGUCAGUGUAGCAGUUCAGAAAAAAUGCUGAAAUGCUUUUUCAAGCUUCUUGAUGGACUGAAAGACCAGGGCCUGUGUUAAACUAAUCAGGCGUACAGAAUUCAAGCAUCGUCUGCUUUCCAGGAAUGAAGUGACAAGUCAUAAUUGAAAUUUGUUUCUUAUUGUAACAAAUUUUAAGAUAUUUUUCCAAAAAUAAAAAUUAUUGCAAUCAACUGACAAAGAAUUUUAAUACAUUUUUAUUGUUCUGUUAUGAAUUUAUGUGUAUGCGAAAAUAUACUUUACAAAAUCACUUUAAUAUCAUGUUUCAUAUAGCUUUAUAUUUUGAAAGAAUUUUAUUGAAAUGGAAUAUUUCUGAUCAUAUUAUAGUCGCCAAUUAUUUGAAAUAAUCAAAUUUUGUAAAUGAAAAUAAUAUAAAAAUUUGUAUUUAUAUAAGUUGAUUAAAA
Argiope bruennichi is the source of this 843-nucleotide messenger RNA. RefSeq lists its product as uncharacterized. Bases 41 to 481 code for a protein of 146 amino acids. The record is from RefSeq and is a predicted model, not a curated record. The transcript has 6 exons. Lineage: Eukaryota; Metazoa; Arthropoda; Arachnida; Araneae; Araneidae.